AUGUUGGAACUAGCUGAGUGGUUGUUCCUGGUCCUGAUGGUCACUCAGUUCAUCCUUGGAAAUCUGGGGAAUGGUUUCCUUGGGUUGGUCAAUGGCAGAAGCUGGUUCAAGAGCAAGAGAAUCUCUUCAUCUGACUUCAUUAUCACCAACCUGGCCCUCUCCAGGAUCCUUUUGCUGUGGAUUAUCUUCAUUGAUAGUGUUAUACUAGUUUUCUUUUUCAGCAUGCAUGGUUCAGGGGUACUAAUGCAGGUUACUGAUAUUUUCUGGAGGUUUGUAAACCACCUGAGUAUUUCACUUAUCACUUGUCUUGGUGUCCUCUAUUGCUUGAAAAUUGCCAACUUCUCCCACCCCGUAUUUCUCUGGCUGAAAUGGAGAGUUUCCAGUGUGGUUGUAUGGAUGCUCUUGGGUGCACUGCUUUUAUCCUGUGCCAGCACCGUAUCUCUGAUUGAUGAAUUUAAGUUAUAUUUUGCCUUCAGUGGAAUUGACAGCACGGGAAACAUGACUGAAUACUUCAGGAACAAGAGACGUGAAUAUGAUCUGCUACAUGUUCUUGGGAAUCUGUGGAAUCUCCCUCCCUUAAUUGUGUCCCUGAUCACCUACUUUCUGCUCCUCUUCUCUCUGGGGAGGCACACUCGACAGAUGCAGCAAAAUAGUAUCAACUCCCGAGAUAAAAGCACUGAGGCUCACAGAAGGGCCAUUGGAAUCAUCCUCUCCUUCUUCUUUUUCUUCCUGUUGUACUUUCUUUCCUUUUUAAUUUUGUCAUUGGGCCGUUUUCUGCCCCAACGUAAGAUAUCUAUGAUGAUUGGUGAGGCAAUUACAAUGUUGUAUCUUGUUGGCCACUCAUUUUUUCUCAUUCUGGGCAACAAAAAUCUGAAGCAGGCAUUUUUGGUGAUGUUCCUGUGUAAAUCUGGUCAUCUGCAGCCUGGAUCUGCAGGAUCCUUUUCCCCAUAG
Chinchilla lanigera (long-tailed chinchilla) is the source of this 951-nucleotide messenger RNA. It is a transcript of the gene Tas2r3, whose product is annotated as taste receptor type 2 member 3. Gene Ontology annotation, molecular function: G protein-coupled receptor activity; bitter taste receptor activity. Gene Ontology annotation, cellular component: membrane. Bases 1 to 951 code for a protein of 316 amino acids. Gene Ontology annotation, biological process: detection of chemical stimulus involved in sensory perception of bitter taste; sensory perception of taste; G protein-coupled receptor signaling pathway. The record is from RefSeq and is a predicted model, not a curated record. The transcript has a single exon. Lineage: Eukaryota; Metazoa; Chordata; Mammalia; Rodentia; Chinchillidae.